CUCUCAUUCUCGUCUCCAUCUUCUUCCCAAUCUUCUGGACUCUUCCUCCUACCAAGUUCUUCCUUCUCAUCAAGUCCUCGUCUACAGCCGUGAGUGGUACCCAACGUCCGCGUAGAAUUUGGAGGUUUUAUUUGGGAUCCAGUCGUUUCAAACUCGUGGACUCUUGUAUUCAUGGCUAGCGAACAGGUGCAGUUGGAAACUGUCAAGGAAUUUGAUUUCGCCGAUUCUGAGCAGAGGUUGAAGGAGUUUGAUGCUGAGAAAACGAACACGCUCCCGAGAAUUCAAGUUAGGGGUACAGCAGCUAAGCCACCAAGGCAUAGGAUGCAGCAUAUGCACAAGCCUGGUGCUCCCCGGGCCUGUGACGCAUCCUUGUGUCUUCCUGCUGACCAAUUCGGCGUCGAUAAGACGAACCUACCAACGGAUUUGGCGAAGUUCACGAGGAAAAGGCUGGAGAAAUUGCCAAGAUUCCGGGUUUGAAAAGACGGAACUUAGCGGAGGCACAAGAUUACAGUAAGAUCAAAUAUGUUAAGUCCUUUCCGUGCACCCGCAGAAGCAGCUCCUCUUUUCACUAUCCAGUGUGAUCAUCUUCUUCAGGUCUGUGGGGAUGGUUGCUGUAUUUAUGUACUAAAGCAGGUCUUGGAAUCUUCUUCGGUCAGGCUGUAGAGAAUCCUUACAUCAUCAAAGUCGACAGUCGUUUACAGGUUAAGGUGCACUUAUCAGUGCCUUGGCCAAGAUCAUGUUGGCGGGUACUACGAUCUGCAGACGUCUUCUCUACGGUACUUCGGCUUAAUACAACACACGUAACACCAAUUCAGCAGAGUUUUCAUGUCUCAUGAACAUAUGAUGAUUGGGAACCUUUUCCAAUCGAGUCCAUGUGAACAUGCCAAUAGCAAAUCUGGUUUCAACAACAUUUUUGAACAAGCUCAUACCAACAACAACGUCGGCAAACUGGCAUCAACAAUUUCAAUUCGGAAGAUCCCGAAAGAAGACAAUUCAGCUCCAGGGCAUCUAUCGUCUCCUCAUUUGCAACAAUGCUGGAAGGAGAAGUUUCCAACAUUCACAUGAAUUGCCCGAGGAAUUGCAGGUGACGAGACUGGCUGCAAAGGGGUGAGUACUGACGCCGAGCAACUACAUCUCUACAAGAGCAUGGUUUCCAGCGUGAUAGGCUUACGACUAAGAUUGACUCAGCUCACGUGGAAGGGGCAAAGAUUCAAUGCGUUUCAAGGUGAGCCCAAAGCUACCAUGGCUUCAGACAGAAAAGAAGACACCUAUAGAGCCUCUUGUAGAGAUUUUGUAGCCAGAAAAUGUUCUUCAACAGCAGAUUACUGCAACGAAUUAUCUUGCAACGAAAUUUAUAGAAUAUGCCGGAUCUUGCAGCAUAUUUUGGACUCAAUCCUUAGAUCCGACAGUUGUCGCAGUACCCACAAGACAGAACACGAUUUAGAAAACUCCGCAUCUUAUCACAAUUCUGAGUAUGGAGACGUCAUUCUCAUAGCACCCGCCCGAGGAUUCCCGCAGUCAUUUUCAUGUAGAGAGCAGCAGCAGCAGCUGAUGGAGAUCAGUAGACGAUCACU
Molecule: messenger RNA, 1574 nt
Organism: Marchantia polymorpha subsp. ruderalis
Lineage: Eukaryota; Viridiplantae; Streptophyta; Marchantiopsida; Marchantiales; Marchantiaceae
Source: the annotation of a GenBank genome assembly